This is a messenger RNA of Hibiscus syriacus, 1406 nucleotides long. RefSeq names its product probable CCR4-associated factor 1 homolog 7. Bases 400 to 1224 code for a protein of 274 amino acids. The record is from RefSeq and is a predicted model, not a curated record. Gene Ontology annotation, cellular component: CCR4-NOT complex; CCR4-NOT core complex; P-body. NCBI's taxonomy places the organism in Eukaryota, Viridiplantae, Streptophyta, Magnoliopsida, Malvales, Malvaceae. Gene Ontology annotation, molecular function: nucleic acid binding; poly(A)-specific ribonuclease activity. The transcript is spliced from 2 exons.
CUCUUCUCUAACUUUAUGAUUUUCUCUCUUCAAUGAUGAUGUUGUCACAAUGUGAAGCCCAGGGAAGCUUUUGGAUAAAAGCUUUCUUCAUCUUCUUAAUCCCAUCCUUAACCCCAUUUCUAUAAAACAAAGAAAACGAAACUUAUACGCCCACAAAAUUUCAAUUUCUGUUUUUUUUCUUAAGAAAAAUAAAUAAAGAUAAGAAUCCAUAAACCCUCCUCCUACAAUCAUUCUUUUCGUCUUUCUAAAUCCCCUACAGGUUUCGAUUCGAAUCUCAUUAUCUUUUCCCCUCAGCUCAGCUGCCAAGUUUCCCGGGAUUCUGGGAAUUUGUUUUUUUUUUCUCAUAGUUAUCCAGGAAAUUAGAACUUAGUACUUUUUUUCUUCUUUUGGUGGAGAAAGAUGUCGAUUUUGCCUAAAAGUGAAUCAAUUCACAUAAGAGAAGUUUGGGAUGAGAAUUUGGGUUGUGAAUUCGAGUUAAUUCGUGAUAUUGUUGAUGAUUAUCCCUACAUUGCUAUGGACACCGAGUUCCCCGGCAUUGUUCUACGCCCAAUAGGCAAUUUCAAGAGCAGUUUUGAUUACAAUUACCAUACAUUGAAAGCCAAUGUUGAUCUUUUGAAACUGAUUCAGUUGGGACUUACUUUCUCGGAUGCCAAAGGGAAUUUGCCUACUUGUGGAACUGAUAAGUACUGCGUUUGGCAAUUCAAUUUCCGCGAAUUCGACCGCAGUUCGGACGUGUAUGCUAAUGACUCGAUCGAGCUUUUGUCUCGGAGUGGCAUCGAUUUUCAGAAGAACAAAGAAAACGGUGUUAGUGCUCAUGACUUUAGUGAUCUGUUGAUCUCAUCUGGGAUUGUUUUGAAUGAUAAUGUUCAUUGGGUGACGUUUCAUAGCGGCUACGACUUCGGGUAUUUGCUUAAGUUGCUUACGUGCAAGAAUCUUCCCGAAACGCAAAUGGGGUUUUUUAGGUUGAUCAAGAUUUACUUCCCGAAUCUAUAUGACAUCAAGCAUCUGAUGAAGUUUUGCAAUAGCCUUCACGGUGGGUUGAACAAGCUAGCCGAGCUGUUAGAAGUGGAGAGGAUUGGGAUUUGUCACCAAGCUGGUUCAGAUAGUUUGCUUACUUGUUGUACAUUCAUGAAACUGAGAGAAAAUUUCUCUAGUGGUUCGACAGAGAAAUAUGCCGGUGUGUUAUACGGUCUUGGUGUUGAGAAUGGACAGAGUACUCUGUAAUGAUUCAACGAAAAAUUCCUUUAGCUGGUGGACUGAGAAAUAUGCUGGUUUGUUAUAUGGUUUUGGUUGUUGAGAAUUGACAGAAUACUUCUUAAAUAUCAAAGAAUUAUGAAACAAAAUCGAUUCGUUAGACUUUGCGUUCUACUUGCAAUCUACUUAUACUAUCUGUUAUCUUUACCAUC